Scylla paramamosain (green mud crab) is the source of this 345-nucleotide messenger RNA. RefSeq lists its product as uncharacterized. The record is from RefSeq and is a predicted model, not a curated record. The transcript is spliced from 3 exons. Lineage: Eukaryota; Metazoa; Arthropoda; Malacostraca; Decapoda; Portunidae. Bases 1 to 345 code for a protein of 114 amino acids.
AUGAUUAAACCACUGGGAGAGUUUGGAGUGGAGUGGAUAUACGCAUUGUUAGAAAAGAUUUCGAGCACGGAUAAAAUGCCUGAAGACUGGAAGGAAAGUAGAAUGGUUAAGUUGUAUAAGCAAAAAGGAGAUAUAUUGAGUUGUGAAAACUACAGAGUGUUGGACACAAUAACGAUGGAUGUGAGAGACAAUGAGGACUUGUGGGAGUUGCUGUUCGCCGACGACCUAGUCAUCAUUGCGGACACAAAGGAAGAGUUACAGGAGAGAUAUUUGUUUUGGAAAGGCAACCUGGAGAGAAAGGGAAUGAAAGUGAGCACACAAAAGACAGAGAGACAUGGUCUUUAA